Molecule: messenger RNA, 1016 nt
Organism: Bombus pyrosoma
Lineage: Eukaryota; Metazoa; Arthropoda; Insecta; Hymenoptera; Apidae
Gene: Gclm
Product: glutamate--cysteine ligase regulatory subunit
Exons: 6
Coding region: 103-834 (243 amino acids)
Biological process (GO): glutathione biosynthetic process
Cellular component (GO): glutamate-cysteine ligase complex
Molecular function (GO): glutamate-cysteine ligase catalytic subunit binding; enzyme regulator activity
Source: RefSeq, a predicted model, not a curated record
AAGUGAUCGUUGAUUACGAUCUAUGUCAUUAGUUUUCGUAAUACUUCUAGUUAGUCAUCUGCAACGCGCUUGCUAACAUUGUUUGCGAUUUUGUACUAUACUAUGUUAUCUCAAAAUAUACUAAUUCGAACUGGAAAUAUACUUUCCUUAAAUGAAGCAAAAGCAAAAGCAAGUCAGAAUUCUACAGAUGAGUUAAUUGAAACUCUAAAAAUUAUACUUCGAGACAAUGAUGGCACUGGCGAAAAUCCAAUAAUUAUUCAAGGUGUAGAAGACAAUGCUUUGCAAGAUAUCAAUAGAGAAGAUGUUAAGAUAACUGUGAAGGUAUUUAUUUCAUCACCUGAUGUAAGCCUACUGAAAGAGGCAGUAGAUCAAGUUUGUAGUUUUCUAAAUAUAAAUGCAAUUGAGUCUUUAGUAAUUGCUUAUUCAAGCAAGGAAGGUCCAGAAGAAUUAUUAGAAUCAUUGAAACACCUAUGGACUGGAGUAGAAGAGUAUGUGAAAAUUGGCAAAUUAUCAAGUGUUGGUUUAAGUGAUCUCAACACAAAUAUAUUUAUUGACCUAUUUCAAUGGGCAAAUAUAAAGCCAAAUAUUGUACAAAUUAGUUUAGCUACAUGUUGUGUUGUACCACCAGUUUUGCAAACAUUCACUAAAGAAAAUGAUGUGCAAUUACUAACACAUAAUGAUCCUGGACAAAUUCUACCUCAAGAAGAUCUAAAUGGAAUAUUCAACGCUAAUACAAGUUCAUAUUGGGUUACAAGAUACCAAAUUCAUCUAAAAUGUCGUGGUAUUUUAUCUUCAAAGGGUUACCUAAUAUAUGUUAACAAAAAAACGAAAUAAUAUUAUAUUUUUGUCCAUAUCAAGAAAAUGUCUAUAAUUCAAAUUAUAAUAGUGCUUAUAUUCCAAUGAUAUUAAUUUACUUUUACGUUAACUUUUACAUUAUAUCUCACAUAUAAAUUUUUUUAAUUGUUUCUAAAGAAAUGUUGUUUUGUUUACAGUAAUUAUUAAAAUUGUUAAUUGAU